CACUCGUCGGUCUCAUCGAGCUUCAGUCGUCGUGCGGACGUCGUCGCGGUCGUGUCUCCAAUUCUCCUGGCGUCUACGUUUACACUUCAAACGUGAACGGGAGAGCGCGCGCGCAUACGUACAAUACGUUCAACUCGUUUUUUUGUUACAUAUGCGUACGUGCUGCUCGUUGUGCGUAGAGCAGGACGGAUACUACCGCCGCAAGUGACGCAAAACGGAUUAGUUCCGGCGUAGGGGAGAGAAUUACACGACGAGAAAUAUCGACGACGACGACGCAACGAACGCCCUCUCAAAAGUUCUGUGCUCCAAUUGUGACUCUGUUAAGUGCUACAUGUGCGCAAAACAGUGCAAUAUUCUUUUUCCCAUGCUGUUCUCGUCCGUUCUCUCGCGGGAAUUCCUUCGAAAUCACAAUUAUGACACGCAAAUGACACUAAGCUAUUCGGCAUAGUAUGUCGCGGUAUUGUGUAAACAGUACCAAAAUUGUUCCUACCGAUAUUGUCGCGGUAUUGCUAAACAUCAGUACCUGCCUCAUCCGAAUGGCUACACAUGCCAUGUAUUCAAAUAUGAAACACCUAUUACGAAAAAAUUUCCAAAUUUUCGUCCGAUAUUAGACAAAGUCCGAAAUAUUGUGCGACAACGCAUGUUCCGGAUUUUCGCAAGACAAAGAAGGGAGAAGAACAAAGCCGAAAACUAGUGCCAUCGUGACGAUCCAGACGGAUAACAUUGAGAUAUGACGGACAACGACGUCGAUACAAACAACAGUCGAUACAAUUGGUCGAAGACUCGAGGACGAACAGUGGGAACCGAGCAUAUAGAACAUGUUGACAGCUCAAGGGUCAUAAAACGUAACAAAAAGACGCGACUCCUAGUUGGUCUAAAGAAGAAAGGCUUGCUGCCCGCAUCCUCACACAGAGAUGCACAUUCGCAGAAGCGAAGUUGCGUGAGCGGGAGCGGUAGCCGCGGAAACGGGGCGAUUGGCGGUACCGGAGGCGGUUCAGGUACAGCGGGCGGCCGCGGCGGCGGCGGGGGCGGUGGUAGCCCCGGCAGGGGCGCCGGCGUCGGCGGAGUUGGGGGCGGAGGGGGAGGAGGAAUAGACGGUGGCGUGGUGUCUACUACUGCACUAUCGACUACCGGCCAUCAUCACCAUCACCAUCAUCAUCAUCAUCAGCUCACCACCACGACGACUACCACCACCACCACCACCAUCACCUGCGGCUCCAGACAUCACAGGCACAAGCUGCCUGCCGGCAAACAGUGCACGGAACACCGUCAUCACGCGCAUCACCACCGGCAUCACCCUCACCAUCGCUCCCAUCACCGGGGCAUGAACAUGGGCCAAAAGAUUUCAGGAGGUGUGAAGAGCAUGAGCCGGGAGAGCGGUGCCGGUACUAACGGCGGUGUCGGCGUCGGCGGUGGCAACAACACGACGUUCACACGCUCGGUGGUGCCGCGCGAGUUGGCGCAGGAUUUCUCGAGACCGGCGCGACUCGACGUGCUGCUCGACAUGCCGCCAGCGUCAAGAGAGACUCAGUUCCAUCACAGCUGGAACGCCGAAGAUCGUAGUCUAAACAUAUUCGUCAAGGAGGACGACAAGCUGACGUUUCAUCGACAUCCCGUCGCUCAGAGCACAGACUGCAUACGAGGGAAAAUGGGCUACACGAAAGGUAUGCACGUGUGGGAGCUUUAUUGGAGCACGAGGCAACGGGGAACGCAUGCGGUGGUGGGUGUCGCGACGGCAGAUGCGCCUCUUCACAGCGUCGGAUAUCAAAGUCUAGUGGGCAACAACGAGCUCAGUUGGGGCUGGGAUCUGGGUAGAAAUAAACUCUAUCACGACUCGAAGAACAACAACGGCGUGACGUAUCCGGCUCUCCUCAAGCCAGACGAGACCUUCAUUGUUCCUGACAAAUUCCUUGUGGUCCUCGACAUGGACGAAGGUACGUUAGCAUUCGUAGUAGACGGUCAGUAUCUCGGAAUAGCCUUCAGAGGACUCAAGGGAAGAAAAUUGCAUCCUAUCGUGUCCGCCGUGUGGGGACACUGUGAAAUCACGAUGAAAUACAUCGGUGGACUUGAUCCCGAACCUCUCCCUCUCAUGGAUCUCUGCCGAAGAGUGAUCAGACAGCGAAUCGGCAAGCACAGAUUAGAGGAGAAGAUCAACGAACUCAAUCUGCCGCAGACGAUGAAGACGUAUCUUCUGUAUCGCGACCGAAGGUAACCACCGAGUGAAUUUCCUCAAGAUGCCGCCACGAUUACGACUGCGAUUAUCACAGCGAGCGACAACAUCACCGUGCAACGCACAGGCGACCGUCCGCUUUCCCCUCACGCGCCAUCACGGACAGCAGCAGCCCGUUAACCGCGCGUCUCCGCACGUUAUCGCGUUGAAAAGACGUUCGAAAGACAUGCGGAUAGGAACGACUGAUGAAAUAUUCUGUAGAUAGUGACUCGUCAACAAAGGCGUUCUUAUCGCGAUAUAAAGUUUAUAACGAUGAGAGAGUAAAACUUUAUUAUAGUCAUCUUCGAUGAGUUUCUUCUUGAGAAUGACGUGUCUCAAACGGAAGGAGAGUAAAACCGCUACAAAAAAAAAAAACUGCUUCGACGAAAUUUACGGAAAAUUAGUUAUCGAUUUAAGUAAUGUGUUGUUGUUUUUCUGUUUAUAUAGUUUUAUUUCAUUAUGUGAUGUCAGUGUCUAUGUUGUUUGUAUAUUUAUUUAAAAAAAAAUGAAUAUUACAUUAUUCUAGCAAAUAGCGAUAAGCGACAAGUUCGGUAACUUUCGCGAGCGCGCAGGUUCUAAGUAAGUUUUUGUUUGUUAUUUCGGUAGUAACUUUACCGACAAUCGGAACUUUAGAGACAAUUGCGAUCUAUGAAAAUUCGGAGACGCGUGGUUUACAGAGAAGAAGAAGAAAAAAAGGGAAGUGAAAAAAGGAAGUAAAAAAAAGAAGGAAGUUUCGCAGUUGGCCAGUAACAAAACAAGUUAACGCUUAGUCACGUCUGAAGACUAUGAUACGGACGUGUCGCUUGUUUGAUUGUGGACAAGCGGGCUUGCUCUAGUCCGGCCGGCCACACAGCGGAUAUGCAAUCAAGUGGAGUAACCAAAACAACAACAAGAGGGAGAAGAAUCGGGCGGAAAGAAAAUAAAACUAAACUCGAUAAAAUACUCGUCUCGACGACGAGGUAGAAGCCGUGUCACUUAGCGAUGAAGGGAAAGUUAAUUCAAAUUGGUACGUGUGUGUGUGAUAGACUCAUGAAUAGACCGAUUUUUCAAGUAUUUUCUAAGCAUAUAUAUAAAUAAAUAUAUAUAUAUAUACAUAUAUAUAUAUACUAGGUCUAAUGAAACAUAGUGCUGUAUGCGUGUUGUAUCGUGGGCGUCGAUGGAUAAAAAUAUAAAAGACCAACCAAAUUUGACGAGAUAGAACGAGGAUUCAGUGCGGGGUAUAACGAAGAUAUCGAAUUUUUCCAUCCCUUCUCCCCGCCGUAAUCUCCCCCUUAGCAGUGUUCAAAAAACAAAAAGAAAGAUAGGAACUUCCGGUUGCGAGUUCCGCGGGGAGAGAGAGAGAUCGAGUGAAAAAAAAAACAGAGUGCGAACAGAAGUGUAAACACAAAGAGCAGAGUAAUAAACAAGGGAGGUAAAAAAUGGAUGAAGAGCAGACGACGUGAUGCUGAUGAUUUGGUGAGAGGAAAGGUGAACAAAAUAUUAAGUAAAUUUAACAAAGAAGAAAACGCAUGUUACUAAAAUUAAUUAUCCACAUCUAACUGAUUCAAAGUGCUCUAAUGACUUCGCGAAAAUAGCAUGUAUUUACCUGUAAUGUUUAAGAGAAAAAAAAACGAGAGUUAAAUCACGGGCAUUGGCACAAAUUUGUUCCGAACAAAGAAUUUACGAAUAAAAAAUCGUCUCCGAAUUUGCCGCGCCGUACGGCGAAUUUCGGUCGGCGGCACACACAAGUAUGAUAUAAUAUGCGACGUCAGAUUAUACUUAUCACACAACAUUUCAUCGUAACAAUUUGUCGGAUCGUCGAUCGUAUAAAUAGUUACAGCGAAAUAAAAAAUAUUUAAAAAAUAAAAAAAAAAACGUUGAGUAAACGACGCCGAUUAUAUCGAGUGUGUAACUAUUGUACUAAUUAGUAUGGCGAAACCUUUACGACUGGUCUCUAUAGUAUAUCUCUUUACUCUUUACGUUUGUCGCUUAGGUUAAAAGAUAAAAAAAAAAUAAAAAAAAAUAAAAAAAAAACUACCACCGUCAUCGGCUGUAUGUCGAUUUGUACAUAUAUUGAUAUAUUGAUUAAAAAUAUAUAUAUAUACGAGACGAUGUACGUGUGUAUUGUGAAAAUGUAUCCACAAAGAUUGUAUCCGUAUAUCUCUGUGCGGAAUAGGCAGACCGAAUGCGAGAUCGACAACCUCAUCGUCGUCGGUGUGAAAUGUGUAACGUAAAAUAAAAAAAAUUCUCAUCUUGCGUCGUCGGGCCUCCGUUUUGAUCUUAUAAUUUCUGACGCGCACGAGCCUAUAAAUAAACGCGAUUUAUAUUAAAGAUCACUCGUCCACACCUCCACCUAGCUUUUCUUUGAGAGAGCUUCGUCCGUGCUCGGAUCGUAUUGCGUCUUCCGAAUUUAUCAAUUGUAUCUUUAAUCGCGGCUUUUAUUCGAUCGUUGCAAAAACGUUGUAGAUCGCGGUCGUUUUCAUCACGAAUCACGUUCCUUCUUCAUUCUCGAAUUAUCAUUUUCUUUUUUUUUUUUUUUAAACCGCUAUCUCGCACUCGGAAGCUUUGAUUGCGCAGCUUUGCGAACUUGCCGAGCGUUUUUUGGGUUUUUCGCUACCUCUUUAUGUCACGAGAUAUGCAAAAAGGGACACGUGACUCCACGAGACGCGAACAGCGCGCGAGUGACGACGAGCGGAUGCGAGAACGACUCGAUCUUUUCCCGAUUUAAUUUGCGUCCGUUACCUCUGUGUCCGAUAUGCGUGUGUUGUCGUCAGUGAUGUUUCGUUUUUUUCUUUUUUUUUAAUGGAAACACUGAAAACGAGAUACGGACGACCGCGCGCGGAACAAGAGGAAACGACUGAAUAAAAGGGCGAAGAUACAGCGCGAUUCUCGCGCGAAGGAACAAAGUCGUCCUCGUUCUGUCUUCAUCGCACGACAAAGCUAUCGGUUUACUUUGUCGUUUUUUUUUUUUCCAUACGGCAUUCGUGCGCACACACAAACGAAGACAACAACGAUGAUAGGGUCAACAUUUGGCCAAGAUUGAUUCUUGCGUGCGAACAGCUCGAAUAAAGUAAAAAAAUUUAAGUGGAGACGAGAACGAGCGUGUAUGCGCGCGUGAAGACGCGGGCGCGCAUCGAGUGUGUAUGUACAUAACACAGUAUCGGAGUUGACGCGAGCUAAAACACAGGUUUUUACCGGUUUUUAUAUUUAAUAAGAAAACACACACGUACAACCUGUGUUUUGCGGCUCGGAUCCGCCCGAAUACUCUUCGGUUUCAUCUUCUCACGAGCUUAUCCGAUUGGUGUACGUACAUGUAUGUGUCCACGAUUUAAUGUACAUUUGUUAUUCGUAUGUCGUGUUAUUUCGUAUAUCGUACGCGAGAAAAUUGAGGGAAACUAAUCAAUUACACACUCGCGCGUGCUCUCUACACACACACACACACACACACACACACACUAAGAAAAAACACUAGGAAGGUUUUUCCGUAAGUUACCAUCACUUACUGCCGCCCGUUGAACCGCGACGCUGUUUGUGUUUUUUCUUUUAUACAUGAAUUGCCUAGGAACACGCGUCAAGAAUGGAACACACGACAAAUAGAGAGAGAGAGAGACACGAGAUAGGAGAAAUGUAUAUGUUCAAUACUGUACAAAAUAACUAUUAUUGUGAAUUAUUAUCAUUAAUAUUAAUACUAGUACACAUUUAGUAUAUUGUGCCCAAUACUUUAAUUAAUUACUCGGACCCGUUAUCGUGAUUAGUCUGGUAUGCAGAAUAUUACUUAAUUCACCCCACGUGUGUGUAAAAUCACAGGUAGAGAAAAUUGUUUUUGUUUUGUUUUUUUUUGUUCUUUUUUUUAACGUGAGGACCUUCAAUCCUCAAGAACUUCCUCCCUAGGUCGCUCAUGAAACAAAAAAGAACUGUUUUUCUGUACCUAUGAUUUUGAUAUCCAAGCAAAUAGUUGUAGUCCGGAUAUCGUCAUCGUGGGAUUCAAUUUUUGUACGAUAGAAAUGAAAAAUGUGUACCGAGAAACACAAGAGAAAGAUUGAUGUGUAUGUGAUCGAUCGAUACAUUAUUAUUUGUAUAUGACGUUUUGUGUACGUAGCGCCAAGAAAACGAACAUUUUCUUUGACUCGCGACUGUAUUUCUCGCUAUAAAAAAAAAAAAGUACGUGUAAAAUUAAUUUCACCGAGAGUCGGUGUUGCUUUCAAAAUUUAUGUGAAACUAUAUAAAAAAAGAAAAAACGAAAAAAAAAGACCAAAGUACUUUACUGGCAAUCGCUUAUAUGAUUUGAGGUUUUACUUGUUUAAAUUGUUAACUUAAGAGAGGAAGAGGAGAAUAAUUUAGCUUACAACAAUUGUGAUUUGGUUAUUUCUGAUUAGGAUCCAAAUGUGUGAUAUGUAAAUCUAAAUAUCAAUUCUUUGCGAGAUACAUAAUUUUAUAUGCAUAAGUUGUUUUUGAAAAUAUAAUACCGAUAUUUGUAUUCUUUUAAUUUCUGCCGGGAUCAAAACGAAAAUUAACAAAACGGUCGCAGAAAAACUCUAGAGAUGUAAGAAGAAAACAUUGACUGUAUCCGUUUUUGAUCUGAGCACAAUAUUUGUUUGUUAUAUUGCUUAAAGUUCAGCAAUGUUGGAAAUAUAAGUUUGCUUGAAUGUGGAAUUUAUUCUUCUUUAGUAAAUGUAUCAAUAUAUCUUGUUUUUAAAUAUAGUGUAUAUAUAUAAAUAUAUAUAUAUACAUAUAUAUAUACAUAUAUACAUAUACCCACAUAUAUGUACAUAUAUAUAUACGCGGACCGACGAGCUCUGCCAGUUAUACAGAAUAUUAUUUAAAACUAAUUCCAAGCACUUUUAAAAUCAAAAAUUUUGCGCAGUUUGACCAAAUCUUUCGUUUUUCAAACGACUGUUCUCUCCUGUUGAGCUCUAACCAAGCCUUGUGCGUUAAUUAAUUAUUCUCUUCGAUCGAGGAUCAUUACAUCAUUAUUCAAUCUGUCAAUUAAACUAAGUGAUCAAGUAAUCGACGUGUUGAACCUCCGAUUACUCGUUUUCUUCCGAUUGCUCUUAAUUCGAAACACAUCGAUUAAUAUUCGAUGUUUUUUGGACUUGAACUCCGUUAGUGUCACUUAUCAAUUCUUCUCUUCGACCUUAGUAGUGUAUAUAAAGUAUGUAUUUUAUUUUAUAUACUUAUGUGUAAGAAUCAUUUGUUUUUUGUUUUUUGUUUUUUUUUUUUGUUUUUUUUUUGUUUUUUUUUUUUAAUGCGUUACAAACUGAGAGAGAAGCUAGCGCGGGAGUCUAGCUUCUAUUGACACGAGCCAUUCCUAGUAGCAUGUAUAUUUAAUCUUAAAAUAAAAUUCGCACACGUGACUGAAGACAAAAAAAAACAAAACCCAAUUCUGCGAAUCAAGAAAAACACUGUUCUUGGCUGCCAAGUGAUGACUGUAAAUUACUGUCGUGAUAAUAUUGUAACAAGGGUAGAAUUUGUAUCUACAUCGAUCGAUUGCAUAUAAACAAUAUAAACCACUAUAGCUUUUAAACAAUGAGAGACCGCCUCACACAUCUCUGUUUGCAUGCGGUAAAAAUUUUCCCGUUACAGCUGUUGUAACGGUUUUAUUGGUUUCUUUUGUUUCUUCAACGCGAAUUGUCCCACGUGUCCUUCGUGCAAAUGAUGACGUGAACGAUCUUGAAGAAGAACGUCAAUAGCAAAUUUAUAUUAGUUUAAUUGAAAACAAAUCAGCGAAAAUCUAAGGAAAGUCUAUAAGUCCGUAAUGUGUAAUUGCGUUUUGGCACGAUCGAGCAUACAUUGCCCGAACACGACCGUACUUAUAUAUUUGCCUAAAUGAAAUACAUUUAUGCCCAAUUUUUUCACCUCUGAUAAGUUCUCGAUAAGUUUAUCUAAAAGAUAAAGUAUAUCUUUUUGUAUAUCUUUAUAUCCAGAGGAUAGCUAUCGGGAGGUAUGAAGAAAUCGGACCUUAAUGUAUAUUUAUAUAUUCAAGAUCUCUUUUCUUUCCGUUUUUUUGUUUUCUUCUUCUUCAAAUUGUAAAUUGUCACGUUUACAGAGAGAGAUGCGGACUCGAUGCAAUUAUCAACAAAUCCUUGAAAACGCGCAGUGUAUAUAUAAUUUUGGUGAAAAGUGAUGAAUAAAAGUAAUCUAAUCAAAUUGA
This is a messenger RNA of Pseudomyrmex gracilis, 8339 nucleotides long. RefSeq names its product protein gustavus. NCBI's taxonomy places the organism in Eukaryota, Metazoa, Arthropoda, Insecta, Hymenoptera, Formicidae. Gene Ontology annotation, cellular component: SCF ubiquitin ligase complex. Bases 731 to 2212 code for a protein of 493 amino acids. Gene Ontology annotation, molecular function: protein binding. The transcript is spliced from 9 exons. Gene Ontology annotation, biological process: proteasome-mediated ubiquitin-dependent protein catabolic process; intracellular signal transduction. The record is from RefSeq and is a predicted model, not a curated record.